AGUUAAGUUUCAUUCAGUUCUUUAUGUCAAACAAAAGCUACUUUUAUUUUUCAAACCAAAAAUCCUGAAACCUUUUCAAACGUAACUUGAUUUCUCAAAAAACCCAGUUUUUGUUUUUGUUUUCUGAGCCAUGAUGAAGAGAGAGAGAGAGUUUGAUCAUAGUGUAACCGUGGCAAACUGCUUGAUGCUACUCUCUCGUGGGAGUGAAAUUGAAGCUUUCUCCAACUCUCCUAGCCGUGUUUUUGAAUGCAAAACAUGUAACCGGAAAUUCCCAUCGUUUCAAGCACUGGGUGGUCACCGGGCAAGCCACAAGAAGCCGAGGUUGAUGGGAGGAGAGCAUGGAAGCCUUGAUUCCCAGUCACAAGGCUCACCAACCAAGCCCAAAACACACGAGUGCUCAGUCUGUGGCCUUGAGUUUGCAAUAGGUCAGGCUUUGGGGGGUCACAUGAGGAGGCAUAGGACAGCCUUGAAUGAAAGCCAAGUCCCUUUGAAUCUUACGGAAAACAUGCAAGGUCCUCUAAGUUUCACUUCCUCACAAGGCUCGGCGACUAGUCCUCUAAGUUUCGCUUCCUCACAAGGCUUGUCAACUAUUAAUAGUCGACGAGCCUUGUGUCUGGAUCUGAACUUGACUCCUUUGGAGAAUGACUUGGUGAUUCUGAAGCUGAAGCCAGCACCCAUGGUUGAUUGUUUUUUGUAAUUAUCAGUUAAGCUAGCUUAAUUAAUUAUGUAGUCAUGAUCAAUGUCUCUUUUUUUUUUUCUUUUUUUUUGUUUGUAUACGGAAUGAUCAAUGUUUUAUGCAUGCUGUAGUUUACAAUCUAUACCUUUGUUCAUUUAUACAGAAUAAUCACACAUCUGUAUU
Molecule: messenger RNA, 859 nt
Organism: Quercus lobata
Lineage: Eukaryota; Viridiplantae; Streptophyta; Magnoliopsida; Fagales; Fagaceae
Product: zinc finger protein ZAT12-like
Exons: 1
Coding region: 131-697 (188 amino acids)
Source: RefSeq, a predicted model, not a curated record